AUGCUUACCCGUUUUAAAAACCCAUUCACUCCCUCCACCACUCCUUCUGCACUCCUUAUCAUUGGCAAGGUUGGGGCCACAAUCCAUGUUCUUUAUCUGCUACCCGAGAACGACACCAUCGAACGCUUCAGCCUCAUAACCCCUACUUCUACCACCACCUUCCGACACGGCGGAGCCACAGAGCAGGCGCGCGAGCAGAUCGGCGCGGUCACACUUCACAUUGCAGAUGGCGAGACUGCCGACAGCUUCCCCGACGACGUUGAGGCACGAAUCCGUAAGCUACGGAAUGAUUCCCUAAGCUCGAGCCCGGCACAGCUACAGAUAGGUAGUGUUGAGGUAACUCAGCUAGUGCAAAACUUCCUUCAGCCCGCGGCGCUCGAUGCAAUUCACGAAAGAGAGGAGCGAGCCCGCUCUAUACACGCGACGCAGACGUACCCUGUUUUUAUUGUUCACAUUAUGCGCUCGAGGGCAAGAAUGAUCCCGACUGAGCCGACAAGCUUUCCUUAA
Penicillium vulpinum is the source of this 507-nucleotide messenger RNA. RefSeq lists its product as uncharacterized. The transcript has a single exon. NCBI's taxonomy places the organism in Eukaryota, Fungi, Ascomycota, Eurotiomycetes, Eurotiales, Aspergillaceae. Bases 1 to 507 code for a protein of 168 amino acids. The record is from RefSeq and is a predicted model, not a curated record.